Messenger RNA from Anolis sagrei ordinatus, 6280 nucleotides. It is a transcript of the gene CRACD, whose product is annotated as capping protein inhibiting regulator of actin dynamics. Gene Ontology annotation, biological process: negative regulation of barbed-end actin filament capping; maintenance of gastrointestinal epithelium. The record is from RefSeq and is a predicted model, not a curated record. NCBI's taxonomy places the organism in Eukaryota, Metazoa, Chordata, Lepidosauria, Squamata, Anolidae.
UGCUGGGAGACGGGAAGAGGUCAGUAGGGAGAAGGGAAAGUGUCGCUUCCAUCCACAACACAAGAAAUAAAACCAUUAAUUGCAACACCUGAGGAAUGCAUGGCCAUUUUUGACAUUUUGGAAGAGCGGAGAGGAAGCAUUUAGAAAAAAAUUAACUUGGAGAAGUUACACUUAUCAAAAGCAUGGCUACAGAUGAAAGAGAUACAGAACACAGUGUUCUACCUGAGGGACUGGGUAGCGAAGCUGCAGAUAAGAAAAAGUCAAGCAAGUUCCAGCCUUUUAAGAAGUUGUUUAGCAGGAGAAAAAAACGGGAAACAACACCAGACCGGGAGGAGAGCAAGCUGAAACCAAGCAGUUCCUUUGGAAAUGUUUGCAAUGGGGCCCUGUCUUCUGAUGAAGAGACUAACAAUGGCCUGAGGUCCUCCAGUUAUAGUAUGAGCACACGGGCCUUUUCCCAUGACAGUAUUUUCAUACCUGAUGGGCGAUCAGAGAGUGAAGAGUCCAUUCAAGCAAUGUCCCAAGACAACCUCGUAGGCAAAGUCAAAACUCUUCAGCAACAGUUGGCCAAGAAUAUUAAAUUUGGCCAGCCUCCGCAGAUGACAGUUUCAGUGAAGACAACUGGGGAAGCAAGUUCUAGCUUGGAAGCAGAUGUGUUACUGAGCAGUCCAAUGGAAGCGGAAAUGCAGCAGGAUGUGGCCCUUCCAGAGAGCCAUAAUAAAGUAGGUAACAUGCCAGAUUCAUUAAUCCCUGAAAGUCUGCACAAAACAAGGCUUGGAGGAGAAGAGAAGGUUACUCCAGUGAAGGUAUCGCUUCGGCCAAAAAGACAUCAUUCACCCUCGGGCACAAUUGAAACAGUCAACCUUGAUGCCAUCCCACUGGCGAUUACUUGUCUGGACAAUAGCGCAGCAAAGCACAAACUCUCUGUUAAACCAAAGAAUCAGAGGGUUUCCACAAAACACAAAAGAUUAUCAAAGGAUCUACAAAGUCUAUCAGUGAUUGAAUUUGAACCAGAAAUCCUGGAACCAAUAGAGUAUGAAGACAAAAUCCUAAAACAGGAUGGCCAUCAUGCAGAAAAGCCCUUCCAAGCUAGAGAAAGCCAUGAACAGGAAACAAAAGGCAAAAGGAAGCAAGAAGAUAGACUUAUGACUGAGAAAAAAAUAGCUGAAACAGAAGUAAAAAGCCAUAUGGAAAACAAAAGAGUUCAGGGAUUCGAGGAAGAUCAAGGGCAACAAGAAGGAAAAAAGCAGAAGCUUCAAGAAGAAGAGCCAUGUUUAAAAAUGGAAGACAGAAAGAGUCAAAAAGAGUCAAAAGAGCACAUGGCAGAACAUGAGAUGCAAUGGCACCAAGAACAGGAGGAAGGAAGGAAGAAGGAAGAGAGAUCUCAGGAACUAGAGGAACCUAUGUACUCAGAAUCUGAACAUCAGGAACUAGAAGACCAAAAGCAGAGAGAAGUAGAGGCACAAAAACAACAUGAAGAACAAAGAAAGCAUGAACUGAAGGCACAAAGGCAAAGGAAGGAGCAAAAACAAUGUGAAAUGGAGGCACAAAGUCAACAGGAAGAGCAAAGAAAACGUGACUUGGAGGCACAAAAACAAUGGGAAGAACAAAGACAACAUGAAAUAGAGUCACAAAGGAAACAGGAAGAACAACGACAACGGGAACUGAGGGCACAAAGGAAAAGGGAGAAGGAACGACAACGUGAACUGGAGGCACAACAGGAAGAACAAAGGCGGUAUGAACUGGAGGCAAAAAGGAAACAGGAGGAGGAAAGACAACGUGAAAUGGAGGCACAAAAGAAACGAGAAGAACAAAGACAACAUGAAAUGGAAGCACAAAGGAAACAGGAAGAGCAAAGACAACGAGAGCUGGAGGCACAAAUGCAGCGGGAAGAACAAAGAAAACGUGAACGAGAGGCACAAAUGCAACGGGAAGAACAAAGACAGCGAGAACUGGAGGCACAAAUGCAGCAAGAAGAACAAACAAAACGAGAACUGGAGGCACAAAGACAACACAAAGAGCAAAGACAAUGCAAAAUGGAGGCAGAAAGACAUGAACUGAAGGCACAAAAGGAUCAGGAAAAGCAAAAUCAGCAUGAACUGGAAGCACAAAAGCAAUCAGAAGAACAAAGGCAAUGUGAUAUGGAGACCCAAAGUCGACAAGGGAAGCAAAGGCAUGGAAAACGAGAAGAAAAAAACCAGUCAGAAUUGGAAGAUAAACAACAAAAGAGACAUCAAGAAAUAAAGGAGGGGAAAACUUAUGACAAGCUGUCACAGCAUGGAUGGCAAGACAAGAAACAAGAACAAGAGAAGCAAAAAUGGCAAGAAGAAAAAGCAAAGCAUCGGGAUUCAGAAGGAAAGAGAGGACAAGAGCUGGAAGAAAAAGCACACGAGACAGAGAAGCACGAUGAACUGAAGAAACAAGUCCUUCAAGGGCAAAAAACAAGGCAGAAGCCAAAAGAACAAGAACAGACUAGAAAUCUAGAAGGUGAAGAUAGUUUGCAAAAGAAGGGAAGAACCACGAAGGUGGAGAAACAAAAGAGACCAGAGCAGCGAAAGGAAAAUCUGAAGGCAGAGAAAAUGAACAGCGAUGAACAAACACAACAAGAACCUGAGAAGCAUGUUAGAUCGGCAAAACAUGGUAAAUGUGAAGUAACAGAGUCCAAAACACAAUUGGACACAAAGAGAACACAGCAGGAAGAUUUACUACAAAGGGAACAGGGACAGAAACCAGAAGAAGCAAAAAUACUAAAUGUAGAAGGACUGCAGCCACAGGAAAAGACAAAAGAACUGAACAAAUUAUCCGGAUCGCAACCAGACAAAAAUCUGAAUGCAGAAGAGAAACCUUUGGAAACCAUAAAGAAGGCACUUCCACCUAAAGAAGAAGCAAGCCAGCAAAAGUCAGAGCAGAAAGACAAGGGGCAGAAGAAAGAAGAAACUCUAAGGCAUGGUGAGAGAAGGAACACUGAAACUCAGGAACAAGAAAGGAUUCAUGGCGAAGAGCUACGAUGGCAGGAAGUUGAUGCAAGACAGACUAUGCCCAGGGGAUUCACCUUUCAAGUAUCCUCAGGCGAAAAACAAAUUAUAUUUCCGAAAGUUAAUCUGAGCCCAGUUAGCCCCAUUAAAGAGACACCAGCUCCUUCUACUGCAAUAGAAUCAAAGACUCCCAAGUGUUCACAUGAUCUUCCAACCUCUUUGUGUGUCCCACAUACAGCAAUUUUGGUCACUGGAGCACAGCUCUGUGGCACUGCGGUCAACCUCAAUCAGAUCAAAGAUACAGCUUGUAAAUCUUUACUUGGCUUAACAGAAGAAAGAAAAAUGGCGGAUAUGGCUCCAGCAGAAAGUGCUCCGAAACAAUCUCCUGAUGCCAAGCCUAGCAGCAGUAAAAUAAAACACACUCAAGAUCCACUGGGCAACCAGGACAUAUUGGCUGAGUGGGCUUCCAUUAGGUCAAAAAUCCUAAAAAGUGCAGAAAAUGGGAAAAGUAAUGAGAAAGACAAGGGAAACACCAGCAGACAUAGUGAUGAUUGGACACCUAAAGGACGAACUGCUUCCCAUAGUAAUUUACGGAAGACUUUGUCCGCAAAUGCAAAGUUUUCUAUCACUCCAGCAUGGCAAAAGUUUUCAGAAGUCUCCAAAACUAAUACAGACCCUGAGGGUAAGGUUGGCACUGAAGCGGAGAAUGCAACAGCAAAAGAAUUGGUUCCAGCUACUAUCAGUGCAAAGCGAGAGAGAGUUCACACUGAGCCACUGAUAGAUGUAGGGAAUGUACCUAGAUUGCCUGCGAGUAAAACUGAAGUGCAUCAUGAGGUGGCAGAUAACACGGAGGGUUGUAAGUUUGCCAAAGAUCUUCCAUCUUUUCUUGUUCCAAGUGGCCCACUAAGUAAAGAAAUAUCCCAGCCAGAAUCCUCUCCGAAUAUGGAAUCUCACCAGAACAUUGCUACAAGAAAACUGGACCGAGUCUCACCAAAUGGAGAAGAAAACGUGUCCCCAUUUGGUGUAAAAUUGAGAAGGACCAACUAUUCUUUGCGUUUUCACUAUGAUCAGCAAGGAGACCAAAAGAAGAAGAAACGGUACAGUGCAGGAGAUAGUUUUGAUGGCAUUCCAACUCCUCUCGUCACCCCAGAGAGUGAACAAGAGCCAAGUAAUCUUUUUUCAAAGGCAAGUAAAUCUCCUAGCCAAGAGACAAAGGAUGCUAGUGUUAGUUCUGGAAAGAUCUCCCCAUCUAAUGUCAAUCAAAGCUACAGUACAGCGACACCAGUAUCUUUACCAACUAGCGGCCAUGUGUCCACAGCUAGUCAAGAGAAAUUGGUUUGUAUAUCACCAGCCCCCAAAAAGCCUGCAUUGGCUCCAAAGCCUACCAGCCAAACUCCACCACCAUCUCCUCUCGCAAAAAUACGCAGGCCUCCUGCAGUCGAAUCUUUGGGGCAAAGGGUGAGUAAAGCCGAGACUGAUCCAGCCUGGAGGAAAACUGAAGCUAAAGGGAGUGCUCUGGUUUCACAAGCACCUGAAGGAAACAAGAGCGAAGAGGAAGAGUCGAAGGAGAAGAAGUCAUUUUUCCCAUCCAUUACCAUGCCAUGGAGAGAGAAAACAGAGAAAAAGACAGAGCCACUAAAAAAAGAAAGGCCAGUUCUUCAGAGCAGGCAUUCCAUAGAUGGCUCAAAAUUGAUGGAAAAGGUUGAAUCCGCACAGCCACUUUGGAUCACAUUAGCACUGCAAAAGCAGAAAGGUUUUCGAGAGCAGCAAGCGACCCGAGAGGAGAGGAGGCAAGCCAGGGAGGCAAAGCAGGCUGAGAAACUCGCUAAAGAAAAUGCCAGCAUAAACAGUCAGUCGGAUAAUAAAAACACCAGCAGGACAAGCACACUACUAAAGCCUGCAGCAUCGGAAGAGGAGAAGAAAGAGACAGCGAUGACAAGGCUUGAACGCAGAGAACAGCUGAAAAAAUCAAACACUCUUCCUACAUCUGUGACAGUGGAGAUCUCGAAUUCGCUUCCAUCAUCUCCCUUGGCGAAAGAAGUCACAAAGAGGUUCUCUUCCGCUGAUGCCAAUCCGGUGUCAACAGAGCCUGCCUGGCUGGCCUUGGCCAAGAGGAAAGCAAAGGCCUGGAGUGACUGUCCACAGAUUAUUAAGUAAACAACACAGGGUUUGCUCUUUCUGUUGUUAUUUGCUCUAUCCUUUUUGUUAAUGUUUUCACAUGACAGAACCAAUGGAACAACAUUCUUUUGGAGGAUGAAGGACACUUUGAACUGUGUACCAUUUGCUCAUUGCAAAUUUCAUCUACGUAAUAGAUGCAUCACUUUGAGAAUUUGGGUACUAUGGAAGAGAGAUGUUGGCACGAGGCUCAGGUUUUUAGUCUCUCUCAAAAGUACAGUUGAUAAAAGUUGCAUUUUAGGUUCAAAUAAUUUUUAAGAAACUGUUCCUCCAUUGGCCCUCAAUUUUUGGUUCCAGUGGUUUGUUUCUUUUUGCCGUUUUUGGAUAAGCAGAGAUUCCAGCCAUUUAAAUGCUUCAAAUGAAUGUAAGCUGCAUGUUGCUUCCACUUUUCAAUUGAGAAUGUAAUACCAUUUUGUGGAAAAUUUUGAGAAUCUACUCAGGUGCAGGAUAUGGAAAGACCAACUCCUGUCUUAGUAGUAAACAGACUAUCCAGUGAUCAUCUUUUAUUCAUGUUGCAACUAAUGUAGAGAUGACAACUUUGAAUUCUUUUGAGUGUCAUUUGUCACUGACGAAAGUACCAGUGUGUCUGGUCCUGCUGUAAAGACGUCGCAGGACAAGGAUUUCUCCAAGUGCUUGGAGCCGAGAGCAGGCUCAUUUGCCUGUGUUUUCACAAAUUCAAUGUUUUUUAAAAAAUUGAGAUUUUUUUGUGUGAUAAACAUCGCUUUUUAUCAGUAGCUUCUAUCAGGAAGUAUUUAAAUAUAUCAGCUUAGUUAAUUCGCUAAAACUGGGGUUUUGUCAAAUGAGCAUUUCCAUGCUAUCUUUCUAUUUACGAUCCUUCAAACCAUUACCUGCAGAAACACGUUAUAACAUUUUCCCGUGCGCAGUAUGCCGAUACAGGCUACUGUGAUAAUAUCUGGUAACACACCAUAUAAGCCUUUCUCUUCCGGUAAUGGGGAGCACCACGCAGAGAGAGAGAAACAACUGCAAUGGAGUAUUGAAAACCCAUGUUAAAGCCAGCCCACAUCAUUCAUAUUAUAUUUAAUUUACAUAACAUUUCAUAUUAUGCUCAAUUUACAUAACAUACAAAGCCCCCCCCCCCCCCCUUGGUUAAGCAACCUUUUCAAUACAAGGUG